AUGAUAAAACUAGAGAGCACACUUGUUCUUAAACAUAGGAAAUGUCAAAUUAAAUUAAUUAACUAAUCAUAAUCUAUUAAAAAUAGUUAGAAAAAAAAUGGUAAUUCGAAACCGUACUACAACCAAUAAGAAAAUUAUAAAUAGUUUAAUUUAUUUUACCUUUAGUUUUUUUUUUUAUCUUAUAUCAGAAUAAAUAAGAAUAUCAAUAAAAAAGGCAAGAUUACAGAAUAAAAGGAAAUGCCGAAUAUAUAAUCUCAAAUUAAGCACACUGUAAAUAAUCAUAAAAAAUUGUAAAUAAACAAUUGCAAAAAAAGAAAAUAAGACAUUGAUAUUGUAAUCCAUGCCUUAAAAAAUUUAUAUUUAUUCUUCAUAAUUAUUUGA
Tetrahymena thermophila SB210 is the source of this 381-nucleotide messenger RNA. RefSeq lists its product as hypothetical. The transcript has a single exon. The record is from RefSeq and is a predicted model, not a curated record. NCBI's taxonomy places the organism in Eukaryota, Ciliophora, Oligohymenophorea, Hymenostomatida, Tetrahymenidae.